Echinostoma caproni is the source of this 522-nucleotide messenger RNA. The record is from the annotation of a GenBank genome assembly. Lineage: Eukaryota; Metazoa; Platyhelminthes; Trematoda; Plagiorchiida; Echinostomatidae.
AUGAUGAGCGGGGAGCCCUCCAUCACAUAUCCUAUUGGCAAACGGGUCCGAUUAUACUGUGACUCUAAUCGAACGUUUGAGGGUUAUGUUUACACCAUUGAUCCGGUGAGCGGGAAUUAUGUGAUAUUCCGUUCCCUGGAUCACCCGUACGCUCCCACUAUCGUGUCCGGUGAAAUGGUAUCACGUGUCGAGGAGUUGGAGUCCCCAAUUCCCCGUGACAAAAUCAGCAGCCUUUUCGAAAAGUUUGACGCCGAAUUCGCCCUCGGUGAACAGCCGGAUCGCUUGACUUUCGAUUGUUCGCUUUCGCAAAUGCCUGAUACAGAUGAGUUAGAACGACGACGCCUGAAAGUUAUACAACUGUUCUCGGCAAACCGGAUUGAUCUCGUUAAAGAGGAAAAUGGCGUACUAUCGGUGAACAAUGUAGUUUUUAUCGCUCCUCCGUACACUAUCAAUCAUUGUACUGGAAGUAACGUGGUUGUUUUAAAUCGAGUGAAAAAAUUAAUGGAAAGCAUCGAAUUGUAA